AUGGUUCAACAUGCUCCCAAAUCCAUUACAAAGAAGCAAAGUCUAGUGACCAUCCCAAACUCUAUGCAAGUGGCAGUUGCUAAAGAAGGAAACCUUUACAAGGAAAAUACAGCAUCUCAAGCUACUGGGGUGCAUACAAGGAGAACUGCAUCUAAACCCCAAGUGUUUGAUGGAGCCAUUUCAACAAGCUUAAAAGAUGAAAAGUUACAGAAGAAGGUUGGGGCUAGAGACUGCUAUUUGCAAUGUUUCUGGCAAAUUUGGGCCUUUGUUGAUGAAGAAUAUGAAGUAACAGUCUUGAUGGACACUGUCCAGCAGCUUACACUGAAGUUAUUCAACUGUGAUAUAGAUAUGGAGAUGGUUGUCACCUUGGUUUAUGCUAAGUGUGAUAGGAUUGAAAGAAUUGAACUCUGGGAUUCUCUGUAUAAUCUUGCUUCUGAUAUGACAAUUCCAUGGUUAGUUGGGGGUGACUUUAAUGUCAUCACUGAUGAGGAGGAGAAGUAUGGUGUCCUACCUGUAUCUCUGAAUGAAGUUGAAGAUUUCAGGCAUUGUAUUCAAACAUGUAAUCUUACUGAUUUGGGGUUUAAGGGAAGUGUUUUUACAUGGUGGAAUGGGAGAGCGGCAGAUGAUGGUGUAUUCAAGAGGCUGGAUAAGUGUUUGGGUAACUUUGAAUUCCAGCAGUUGUUUCCAGGCUUGGAAAUCACUCAUUUGAUCAAGUUUGGCUCGAUCACUCUCCUUCGCUUGAAUGCAAACAAGAGUAUGAAGCUGAAGAAAAUGAAACAUACCUUAUCCCAAUGGAGCAAGUCCACUUAUGGUGAUAUCUUUCAGCAGAUCACUAACCUUCAGGAAGUUAUUAAAGCUCAUGAAGCACUUUUUGAGUCAAAUCCCUCUUAUGCCAACAAGGAGAAACUCAUGAACGUACAAGCUGAACUUACUAGAGUAUUGUAUUUGGAGGAGGAAUUUUGGAAGCAAAAAGCUGGAAUGUCUUGGUUUCAAGAUGGUGACAAGAAUUCCAAAUUCUUCCAUGCUCAUGUGAAGGGCGGAAGAAAAAUCUUUGAGUUGAAAAGAAUACGAAAUUCUCAAGGGCAAUGGCUUGGCAAUGAGAAGGAGGUUGCAAAGGAGGCUGUUGGAUUUUUUCAAGCACAAUUUCAUGAAACUGUGGUUCCUACACAGUUUGAUAUCUUGAAACAUGUUCCUUCCAUGAUUAGUAAUGAGCAGAAUGAAGAACUGGUUGCAGUUCCUACUAAGGAAGAGGUGAAACAGGCUGUUUUUGGUUUAAAUAGUGCAAGUGCGAGUGGUCCCGAUGGUUUUACGGAGCCUCGUUUUUCCAAACAUGCUGGGAUGUUGUUGGUGAUGAUAUUUUCAACAUGGUUUGGGACUUCUUUAGAGGUUUUGAAUUGCCAAGGAUUUGUAAGGGGUAGAAGCAUUGUGGAGAACAUCUUAUUGACUCAGGAAAUAAUCACUGAUAUCAGACUCAGAACAAAUAAAGGCAAGAAGAAUGCCAAUGCUAUUGUUCCUAAUUUUGUGAUGAAAUUAGACAUGACAAAGCCACAUGGAUUCUUUCACUCUACUAGGGGUGUCAAGCAAGGUGAUCCAUUGUCACCUACAUUGUUUAUUCUUGCUGCAGAGGUGCUGUCGAGGGGCUUAUAUGCAUUGUAUAACAAUUUGUGGUUUACUGGAUUUGGCCUGCCAAAGUGGAGUCCAAAAAUUAAUCACUUAGCUUAUGCAGAUGAUACCAUCAUAUUUCCUUCAGCUUGUGAGAUAUCCCUGGUUUGA
Molecule: messenger RNA, 1773 nt
Organism: Lycium ferocissimum
Lineage: Eukaryota; Viridiplantae; Streptophyta; Magnoliopsida; Solanales; Solanaceae
Exons: 6
Coding region: 1-1773 (590 amino acids)
Source: RefSeq, a predicted model, not a curated record